AACUAGUCAUAGGGUUUUAGCGGGGGUUUCACCGCACCACAGAGCGUCAGACAACCGGAGCACCGCGGCAGCAAAGGGAAGGGCGGCAAGCGGCGAUGGAAUUCUGCCCGGCGUGCGGGAUGCUGCUGCAGAUCCAGCCGGCCACCGGCGGCCACCGACUGCGCCUCUUCUGCCCUACCUGCCAGUACGUCUGCCCCAUCAAACAUAAGAUCGUGAAGAAGGCGAAGUUGGUGAAGAAGGAGCUGGAGUCCACGGAAUCUGCCUCGAAGACCGACGGUGAGCCCAAGGAAUCUGCCUCCAAAACUGACGGGGAGCCCAAGCAAUCUGCCCCCAAAACUGACGGGGAGCCCAAGCAAUCUGCCCCCAAAAUUGACAGUACAUAACCAAAUGAUCACAAUGGAGAUACAUACUUUUGGCAGAUGCAGAUUUUGGUUAUGAUGAUACUCGCUGUGUUGUUGAACUAAAAAGUAUGUAUACAUGUGAACAUGUGAAGCUUCUCAUAAUCAACUUGACAAAAGCCACCAAUGUUCUGCAAAAUAAAGGGGUACAUCUAAUGGUAACGGAAGUGGAGAAGUUUGCUUCAAUGUUGGUUUGGUCGUUGGGUACUUUUAUUUUUGUGGCACUGGAGGCCUCAUGGUGCAAGAGGUGUUGUUUUGGUGUAUGUAUGGACACUGUUGCGCAGUUACGGCCAGGAAAUGGCCUGUGAGUCGUGUGAUUGUGAGUUUGCGCAUUGCGUCUGUUCUCCAACAUAAAAAAAAAAGUGAGGAGUUUUCGAGAAUUAUGAGCUGCA
This is a messenger RNA of Brachypodium distachyon (stiff brome), 790 nucleotides long. RefSeq lists its product as uncharacterized. The record is from RefSeq and is a predicted model, not a curated record. NCBI's taxonomy places the organism in Eukaryota, Viridiplantae, Streptophyta, Magnoliopsida, Poales, Poaceae. Gene Ontology annotation, biological process: DNA repair; DNA-templated transcription. Gene Ontology annotation, molecular function: zinc ion binding; DNA binding; DNA-(apurinic or apyrimidinic site) endonuclease activity. The transcript has 3 exons. The coding region runs from base 96 to 383 and encodes 95 amino acids.